Amphiprion ocellaris (clown anemonefish) is the source of this 1069-nucleotide messenger RNA. RefSeq names its product calcium-binding protein P-like. The record is from RefSeq and is a predicted model, not a curated record. Lineage: Eukaryota; Metazoa; Chordata; Actinopteri; Pomacentridae. Bases 76 to 996 code for a protein of 306 amino acids. The transcript has 5 exons.
GAUUGGCCAGAAAAAGUCUCUGGCAACAUUUAUUCCCCAUCACUGUCAACACUAACUCUACCGCUGGUCUUCACAAUGACGACUGCACGGUUCUUCUUGGGGGUUUCCCUUUUUGUUGUGCUGAUUGCGGAUAUAUGCUGUGUUCCUGUUAAGAAAGGCCAAAAUCCUAGUCCUCCCCAAAGCGGCAGCGGCUUGAAUGCUGCUAAUUUUCCGUCUAACCUGGGAGUGCAUCAUGCCUAUUACCCAGGUGGACUUGCUGCACCCAUCAUUGCUCCCUCUAGAGAUGCCUCCCCCCCAGAUGCUAGUUACUCUCAGCCUGCUGUUCAGAGCGAGGCAGCGGGAUCAGCCGGCUCCAGUUCUAGACCUGGCCAGCCGGGAUACUCCGUCAGCUCUACACAGUCUGGUGGUCCUCCUCCGCCUGAAGUGGAUUGGCUUGUAAAACCUCCCAGUUUAUCCUCUGGAAGUCAAGGCGCGUCAGCUGCCACUGGUGACCUUGGAUCCAGUAGACCUGGUGAGACGAGUGUGAUUUUACCUCCACUGCCCGAACUAUCGUACCAGGCGGGAGAGCUAUCCCAUUUUGAGAGAAACGCUGAAAAUGGGGCGAGCCAGUCGGAGAGGGAAGAAAUGGGCUACCCAACUGGCCACCCUUUCGAUGUGCCUCUUGGCCCUGGAUACCCUUCUUAUCCCUUUCCACCCGUUGACCUUGGGGGAUUCUUUGGUCAUCCUUAUCCCUACUAUGACUACAGGUUCCUGACCGGCCAGUACCCACCUGGCACAGUCAGUCACUUCAGCCAGAACUACGAGCAGGGCCGAGACUUCUGGCAAGACAAUCACUACUUGAAAGAACACGCUCUCCCUUCUCCCCCUCCUGGCCAGCAGGUAGCAACCUUCCCAGGUCCCCAGGGCUUCAGAGACUCCAGACCCCCUGUGAAUUUGCCUGGUUAUAGACCAGGUGGGGCUGGGCAACCCUCUUCUGCCCACAGAGUCUAUGCAUAGGCUGGAUACUAAGCGGUGAAUGUCAACGGCAUAAACAUGCAUUUCAGCCAUUUAAUAAACCUUAUAAAUACUA